Molecule: messenger RNA, 846 nt
Organism: Elgaria multicarinata webbii
Lineage: Eukaryota; Metazoa; Chordata; Lepidosauria; Squamata; Anguidae
Gene: PCNP
Product: PEST proteolytic signal containing nuclear protein
Exons: 5
Coding region: 83-619 (178 amino acids)
Biological process (GO): proteasome-mediated ubiquitin-dependent protein catabolic process; protein ubiquitination
Cellular component (GO): nucleus
Source: RefSeq, a predicted model, not a curated record
CUUCUCCCGGACGGAGUUAGAGGGCUUAAGCGACGCUACGGCGCAUACUCGGGAUGCAGUAGCGGGGAGGAGGUGGGGGAAAAUGGCGGACGGCAAAGCAGGCGAUGUGAAACUGAAGCGACCGCGGCUUGACGGAGGACCUGAAGAAGAGGCAGAAAAACCUGUGAAAACUAAGACUGUUUCUUCCAGUAAUGGAGGGGAAAGCUCGAGUCACAGCGUGGAGAAGCAGGCAGCUGAUGAAGAAGCCGAAGACUUCUCAACAAAGCCUGCUCCUGCCAAAAUGUCCAAGUUUGGGUUUGCCAUUGGCACACAGAUUGCAAAGAAACCACCUACAAUAUCCAUCAAACUUGGAGCAAAUAAACCUAAAGAGCCUACUCCAACCCUAGCUCCAAAAACACUUUCUGUAGCAGCCAUUUUCAACGAAGAUGAAGAUAGUGAACCUGAAGAGAUGCCUCCGGAAGCUAAAAUGCGCAUGAAGAAUAUUGGAAGGGAUACUCCAACUUCAGCAGGACCAAAUUCUUUCAACAAAGGAAAGCAUGGGUUUUCUGACAACCAGAAGCUAUGGGAACGGAACAUAAAAUCUCACCUUGGAAAUGUCCGUGAACAGCAAGAAGACUAGUUGCGUAUUGAGGUCUGGGAGUUGGGGAAAUGGAAGGGUAUGAUAUUAAAGGAACAGUAUAAGGCUAUUUUGGGUGCCACUUUUAAACGUUUCUAGUGGUGCACAAAAAUGAGUUUAAAAGUAGAGGUAAUUUAUGUUUUGUAUACAGAUUUCAAAGCAUUUGCUAAUUUUGUAGCUUCGUGCAAUUAAUUUCACAAGGUUAUGGAAAAUAAAGACAUUGGAAGUGG